Messenger RNA from Daktulosphaira vitifoliae (grape phylloxera), 2239 nucleotides. It is a transcript of the gene Zdhhc8, whose product is annotated as palmitoyltransferase ZDHHC8. Gene Ontology annotation, biological process: protein palmitoylation. Gene Ontology annotation, molecular function: palmitoyltransferase activity. The transcript is spliced from 9 exons. NCBI's taxonomy places the organism in Eukaryota, Metazoa, Arthropoda, Insecta, Hemiptera, Phylloxeridae. The coding region runs from base 318 to 2126 and encodes 602 amino acids. The record is from RefSeq and is a predicted model, not a curated record.
UUAAUAUUUUCAUUUUCUUUAAGUAAUAGUAAAAUGUUACGAAUUAAGGCUUCACUAUUAUUGUAAUUUUUUCUUUAUGUAAAAUAUUUUUAGUUUUAUUUUAUUCUUAAGUCAAUAAAAUUAAAUCAGUCACUGUGAGAUCAAAUUAUUAUUGAACAAUAUGAAAGGAUUUAUAGUUGAUUUACAAACUACCCAAAAACGUUGUAUAUUUAAAAAAAAAAACAUAACUUUACUAUGUUUAAGUUUCUAAGAGGAUGUGGUCUAAUAUAACAUACAUCUGUGUUGGGUUUUUCCAGUAAUUUGAAGAAAAUUACACAAUGCCAAAAUGCGGUUUGCACACAAAAUACUUGCCAGCAACAUUUGCAUGGAUACUCUUACUAGGCUCAACCGGAGCCUUUUUUUACUACCCAUGUCGAUUUUUUGCUCAAAGUUAUCCAUGGGUGCCAAUAGUUCAUGGUGUGAUUACUUUUUUUGUCUUGGCAAAUUUUACAUUAGCUACUUUUAUGGAUCCAGGAGUUAUACCUAAAGCUCCUGAAGAUGAAGAUACGGGAGAUGAUUUUCAGUCACCAUUGUAUAAAUCUACCGAAGUUAACACUAUACAAGUACGAAUGAAAUGGUGCGCAACUUGUAGAUUUUAUAGGCCACCAAGAUGUUCACAUUGUAGUGUUUGUAAUUGUUGUAUAGAAACUUUCGAUCAUCAUUGUCCAUGGGUUAAUAAUUGCAUUGGUCGUCGUAACUAUCGUUAUUUCUUUUUCUUCCUUAUAUCACUAAGUUUACACAUGGCAUCUAUUUUCAGUGUUUGCUGUUUAUAUGUUCUUGUACAUAAGGAAAAAAUUGGAGAUGUUGAUACUUUAGUUUCAUUGACAUUAUGUGGUUUAGUAAUAGUUUUGUUUAUUCCAAUAUUUGGUUUGACUGGAUUUCAUGCUGUAUUAGUAGCACGUGGUCGAACAACUAAUGAACAAGUCACUGGAAAAUUUAAAGGAGGUUAUAAUCCAUUUUCACAUGGUUGUCACUUAAAUUGUGUAUUUAUUUUAUUUGGGCCUCAAUUUCCAAGUUUAUUGAAAGUAAAGAAGGCUAAAAAUCAAACACAUAAAAAACAAAUUCAAAAUAGUUUCAAUAUUCCACCUCCUUUAAUUUCUAAGGAAGAAAGUUGUGGGCCGUCUGUUGCCAAAACUUAUUUAGAUAACAGUAAUGGCUUGCACCAUUCAUCUAAUAGUUAUAAUAAAAUGUCUCCUGGUAGAGACUGUUUAGAGAUGGACAUUGAAUUGACAGCAUCUCAAUCUCAAGAUUGUGAACCCACACCUCCAUUGCAACGCCAAGGAUCAAAGAAUAAUUUUUACUUACAGUCAUAUGAUACACCAGAUAAUACUAGAAUGACAUAUAUGACACGUACAGCUCCACAUCCUCAGAGACCCCGAAUGAGUGAAAUAGGAAGUAGUUUAUCUAGAGAAACAAUUAUUGAUCAAAGUCGUCAAUCAAGUAUAGUUAUGCAAAGCCCAACUAUGCAGCAAAGAAUGAAAGCAAUUGGGGUACCAACACCUUUAACUAUGUCAAGUCCAUUGCGACGAUCUAAUCCAGGAACCCCGACUCAGACCAAACGCCCAGAUUUUAUUGGAGUUGGAUCUUCUUCUAAACAUUAUGAAUAUCAAGAACGUAGUCCCCAAAGACGAUUUUUAUCAGAAGGUGAUAUUUUGCGAGAACAUGAUCGACCUCCAUCAUAUCCUAGAAUAAAUAAUACAGUAGACAAUAUUCAAGAAUUAGCUGGAUCUCCUCAACGCGGUGUAUAUACUUGGAAAGACACUCCUGGAACUACUGGUUCAUAUUAUGUUCCUAGGCAAGCUCCAACAUUUAACUACUGUACAGCUCAUAAUGACUAUAGAUCUAAUCCAACUAGCCCUACCACUAAGAGUUAUUAUCCUGUUCGUGGAGGCGUUCCAGUAUACCCACCACAACCAUCCCCCGUGGGGAAAAAAAAGCCACCACCAAUACAAACAAGAAGACCAAUAUCUUUUGCUAGAGCUAUUGAUCAUGAUAAUAUGGAAAUGUCAAUUAAUAGAGCUAAUACAGACAGUGGAAGUCCAGAUAGGAAAAGUGCUUAUGAUAAAAACUACGAGAUAUCUGUGUAAAAAUAUUAUUUGUAACUUUCUUUCUAACUUUCCAUAAACAUUUUGUAUGUUAUGUUAAAUUAUUUAAAAUUUGUGUAUUUUGUAAAAAUUAAAAUUACUUAAAUGUAAAUAAU